Phytophthora infestans T30-4 is the source of this 1233-nucleotide messenger RNA. RefSeq names its product aminoacylase, metalloprotease family M20A, putative. The transcript is spliced from 5 exons. Gene Ontology annotation, cellular component: cytoplasm. Bases 1 to 1233 code for a protein of 410 amino acids. Gene Ontology annotation, biological process: amino acid metabolic process. The record is from RefSeq and is a predicted model, not a curated record. Gene Ontology annotation, molecular function: aminoacylase activity. NCBI's taxonomy places the organism in Eukaryota, Oomycota, Peronosporomycetes, Peronosporales, Peronosporaceae.
AUGGCACGGAAGGACCCCGUCGAAAGGUUCUUGGAACUCCUGCGUCUGCGCACUGUCAGCGCGGAAGGACCAAGUGGCAGCUACAAUGAGUGUGCACAAUGGCUUCGUGGAUACCUGGAAGAGCUUGGACUUCGGGUGCAGAUUUUCUCGCCUGUUGAUGGCAAACCAGUCGUUCUGGCGACAUGGGAAGGCGAAGACCCAACUCUUCCUGGCAUAAUCCUGAACUCUCAUUAUGACGUGGUGCCAGCAAUGGCCGAGCACUGGCAGUACGACCCCUUCGAUUGCUCGAGUAUUUACGGGCGAGGGGCUCAGGAUAUGAAGAGUGUGUGUAUUCAGUACGUGGAAGCAGUGCACACUCUCAUGUCUUCGGGGUUCAAGCCCAAGCGCAACAUUUACCUGCUGUUUGUUCCGGACGAGGAAAUUGGAGGUGCCGCGGGAAUGGCCAAAUUUCUGGAAACCGACCAAUUCAAAUCGAUCAUGCCCGUUGCUUUCGCAUUUGAUGAGGGGUUGGCUAAUCCGGGUGAUGCAUUCACCGUCUUCUACGGGGAACGGUCUCCGUGGUGGGUGUAUGUUAAAGCCGAGGGACCCACGGGCCACGGCAGUCGAUUUAUCAAAGACACAGCUACCAUGAAGAUCAUUGACAUUUGCAACAAGGCACUAGCAUUCCGUGACGAGCAGGAGAAGGCUCUUGGAGCGGACAACGGGUGUAAACACGGUGAUAUGAAGAAGAAAAAACUUGGAGACGUCACAACGAUUAAUAUCACGGCGCUACAGAGUGGAGUUUCUCAGGAUGGUGGGAAAACCCACGCACUUAACGUGAUCCCGACGGAAGCUAUCGCUGGUUUUGACAUUCGCGUAUCGCCUGAGAUGGAUAUGAACGCGAUGAAAACUAAGCUGAAUGAAUGGUGCGCUGCCGAGGGGGUAUCCUGGGACUUUGCCUCGUGGACGGACCCACUGCACGACCACUACGUUACUUCCCUGGAUGCGGACAACGUGUGGUGGCAGCGUUUUCGGAAAGCGUGUGCCCAAAUUGGAGAAACGCUGGAGACGGAGAUUUUUCCAGCGGCUACUGACAGUCGCUUCCUGCGCCAGUUGGGCGUCCCAGCAAUCGGCUUCUCACCCAUGAAGCGAACCGAGAUUCAGUUACACGAACACAAUGAGAGCCUCCCUAAGGAUACGUUUCUACAUGGCGUUAGCGUUUACGUGAGUGUGUUCCAAGAGAUGUUUGCUUAG